GAGGUUCCUUGGGCUAAGGAAUGACAACUUGGUCCUAGGUCUAUUGAUUUUUUCUGAUGCAGAAUGAGGUUCUAUGUCCACCAUGAAGACAGCCCUCCGUAUACAGUGGUCUUCAGCUGGGAGGACCAACAGGAAGGAACCAUUGGAGAUCUUCUGGACCAAUUUGUAGAGUCUUUCAACCAGAAGUUCCGAGGAGUUUCUGAACUGGAUGUUGAAGAUGUCUUUGUCACAAAGUCUCAAAGCUCAAGGCAGGCUAUUUCCAAUGAGGAGCAGGUGUCAAGAGUGAUACGAGACCAAGAGGACAUCUUUGUGCUGUCCAAAGGGCCACCAGCAGUCAUGGAGCCAAUGCCCCAUGUGCAAAGUGGUUCAGUGGAAGUAGAGGAAGAUGACAACAACGACAGAGAGAGCAGGUCUUCAGGAAGAGAGACAUCUGAUGUGACUCACGAGCACUCUCUCAGCCAGGCUGAUGAUGACUUAGAUAUUGAGGAUAUGAAAGACUUGCUGGAAGGAGAUUCUCCUGGAGGAGCGCUGAGGAGCAGCCCACAGAGGAGACACUCCUGGGAAGGGUCAUUUGAUGAUGUCUCCAUAGCCAACCUGCAAAUAGAACAACUCAAGAAGGAAAGGAAUAAGGAGCUGAAUGCAGGCCAUGAUGCCCAGCAGGUGCUGAUCGCUAAGUGUGUACAGAAUGCCCAGAGACUGGUACAGCAGAAACACUGUGACAAGGCUGUCAAGAUUUAUGAACAAGUCGACAGACUGUUUCCUCACCAGAAGGAUUGUCUGCUAGGAUUGGCCUCCAUCUAUAGCAGCGCAGGUCGCCCAGAGAAAGCCCUGGAGUACCUCAGGACAUCUGUAGAGGCUUUUCCCGACCAUGCAGACCUCAAAUGCCGCCUUGCGGACUGCCUGCUUGAACUUGGACAUGGGAAGGAGGCAAGCCGACUCCUGUAUGAAGCUAAGGACAUCCUGGAGAAGAAACCCGACACAAAACGUACCCAGCUGUUAGAUCUUCAGGUGCAGCUUGCAAAGGCCUUUAUACUACUGGGGAAACACACAAUGGCUCUACAUAUGUGCCAGGCGGUGGUGAGAGAGAAAAAGGACCACCUGGAGGGUCUGUUGGAGUACGCUGAGCUGACGUACAAGAUGAGCACAGAUCACGCCAGGGACGCCCUGACCAUCGUCAUGACCCUCAUGGUCAACAAGAAGACCUGGAUGUUACCCAGACACAGGCUGGUCAACAUGAUGAAACACAUUCCUAAUGGGCUGAAGAUAUUAGAGGGGGAAAUCCAUGAAGCCAUCAAGUCAGUUCCUGCUCUGGUGUUCUUGUCCAAUGUAUUCAGGGACCACGGAGAUGUCCUGAAUGCCACCCAGCUGCUGGAGCAUGCCAUGCAGGUGGAGCCAGACCACUGCACAUGUUUCCUCUCUCUCAUCCACAUGUUUGAGGCACAGGACAGGCAUGCUGAAGCUUUUAAAAGGAUUAGGGCAUUCUUGAAGAAGCAUCCUGACAUGUCCAUCGCUGGUCUGAAAAACAAAGUCUUCCUGCCAAUUCUGAAGGCAGUUAAGGAGGACAUAUAUCUCCAUGCCACCUAUCCUCGAGUGUCAGGGAUCUCAGCUGACGUCCAGCCACCCCAACAGAGAGCCUACAACGACCAAGAACUGAACCUGCUGGCCGUCAUGUUCACUCUGGUGAAGAUACUCUUUGUGAAGGGAGCCCUGGGCCUGCUGCCUUCUUUCACAAAACUGCUCGACCCAGCACAUGCUGACAGAGACUUACACACAACCUUGAUAAGGAAUGAAGCUGCCUAUUACUCCACAAUAAGUCAGGUGAUGAAGAUAAAGCUGAACCCCUCCUGCCUAGAGAAUAGCCCCCAGUUUGUGUAUCUGGCUGGUGACAGUCACUGCAUCACCCCUGCAUGGAGGUCGAUACAGUACAAGGGUGCCACCCAUGUGCUCCACCCCCUUCUGUCCACUGGAACAAAGAUUUGGCACCUGAGACCCGAGGCCAGAUUCUUCACCAAGGAAAACUUCUACACUGUCAUGAAGAAGGCGCCGAGGAAGGCCACGGUGAUCUUCGUGUUUGGAGAGAUCGACUGUCGAGAGGCUCUGCCUGUGUGCCUGGCUAAGUGCAGAUAUGAUUCCAUGGAAGAAGGCAUCAACAGACUGCUGGAUAUCUACACCCAGGUGCUGUUGGGACUGAAAAGGAAGUACAAGUUCACCAUCUACGUUCACCCUGUCCCACCGGUACUGGAUCUCACCAGACAAACUGUGAUGAAGUUUAACAAGACCCUGAAGUCCAAGGUGGAAGUGACAUCAGGUCUGCACUGGCUGGACUUUGUGGAUGAGCUGCUGUGUGAUCAUGGGACCAUGCUGGACUCAAAAUUUGAGUUUGACGGCACACACCUACAUCCUUGCUAUGUGGAGAGACUUGAGCAGGCCUUGUCUGAGGCACAGGAGAGGAGAACUACCAGUAGUCCCAGGAAGUGACAUCAUAACAGGAAAUGACAUCAUGAUAGGCUAAUGACAUCAUGAUAGUAUGGUAUUAUAACAUACUGAUGAAUUAAUAAAUAUACACCAUUUAUUAGAUGCAAAUAUAUGAAGUGUUACAACUAUGCAGAACAUGCAAAGCAUGAGAUUUUACUAGGAUAAAUAUAGAUGAUUUAUUUUCCUGUGCAAUAACUAAGUGACUAGGCUGUUUGCCUUGCAUUGCAUUCAGUAGGUAGUGGGUUUGAAAGACUUAAAAGAUUGCUUUCUCAGCUUAACAUUUGGGAAAGUUGAACAUACAUGUACACAACUACCAGCGGACUAGCCCCCUGCUGUAGUGAUAUUGCACAAGGUUGUGUGGCCCAAGGGCUAUUGAAACCAGGAUGGGUGUCAGUAUCACCCUAUGCACAAUUUGUUGCAGAAAGGACUUUCUUAAUUUCAUAUCAGGAUCAUUUCAUUUGUGUUGGUACAUAACAUGGUGGGGAAGAAUUUAAUGUUGCUCUUUUGUGUGUGUAAAAAGAUUCUAUUUAAUGCUGCUAUCAAAUAUUUGAUCAAUAUCAAUCCGUAAUGAAAUGUUUUAGAGAUUAGCAAAUGUCAUAAAAUUGUUAAAAGAAGAUCAAACAUUUUAGGCAUUUUUUGCCAGUCAUGAUUUCACCCAUCUACAUGUAUAUUCCAUUGUAAAACAUAAAUAUGAAAAAAAGAAAAUAUUAUCUUAUAUAUUAAACAUAAAAUGUCUCAUGUCAAGUGCUAUGUAAGAUAUGAUAUAUAAUUUCAGAUCACAUACAUUAUAAACUGGUGUAAAGGUGAUCUUCAAUGUAUUUGUUUCUACCAAGGGCAUUAUAUAACGUCUUUGUUUCUGCUAUGCAACAUGAAGAAAUAUAUCGUUAAUUGUGAAUUUCA
Messenger RNA from Branchiostoma floridae (Florida lancelet), 3375 nucleotides. RefSeq lists its product as uncharacterized. The record is from RefSeq and is a predicted model, not a curated record. Gene Ontology annotation, molecular function: protein binding. The transcript is spliced from 21 exons. Lineage: Eukaryota; Metazoa; Chordata; Leptocardii; Amphioxiformes; Branchiostomatidae. Bases 64 to 2478 code for a protein of 804 amino acids.